GUCAACUAAAGAAAAUAUCUUCUAUUUGAAAUCCUUCCACCUUUUACUUUGUAUACCUCUCCCUCUUUUAAAAUGAAGACUAUGAACAUAAACACUAUUACAUUGAUCAUUACCACUGCUUUUUUGGUUUUAUUUUCAUGUCUUGAAAGAUGCAGUGCCACAAGAGGCCACAGUUGGAGGAAACUCAAAGCUACCUCUUCUACUUUCAAUGUAUUAGAUUUUGGAGCUAAAGGUGAUGGACAUUCUGAUGACACAAAGGCCUUUGAAGAUGCAUGGGCAGCUGCUUGUAAGAUGGAGGCAUCAACAAUGGUUGUUCCAUCCGGUUCUGUUUUUCUAGUAAAACCAAUUUCAUUCUCUGGCCCUAAUUGUGAGCCUAACAUUGUUUUUCAGCUGGAUGGAAAAAUCAUUGCUCCUACAAGUCCUUCAGCUUGGGGCUCAGGUACUUUGCAAUGGCUUGAGUUCACUAAGCUAAACAAGAUUACAAUUAAAGGCAAAGGUGUCAUUGAUGGUCAAGGCUCUGUUUGGUGGAAUGAUAGUGAGAAACUACCAAAAACCAAACCAACGGCACUAAGGUUCUAUGGAAGUGAUGGUGUAAGUGUGAGUGGUAUAACCAUUCAAAACAGUCAACAAACCCAUCUCAAAUUUGAUUCAUGCACAAAUGUUCAAGUCUUUGAUAUAACAACUUCAUCACCUGGUGAUAGUCCUAACACAGAUGGAAUUCACCUACAAAAUUCUCAAGAUGUGGUCAUAUCUGGCAGCACACUUAGUUGUGGGGAUGAUUGUGUGUCUAUACAAACUGGUUGUUCUAACAUAUUGGUGCACAAUGUUAAUUGUGGACCAGGUCAUGGAAUUAGUAUCGGAAGUCUCGGAAAAGAGAACACCAAAGCUUGUGUUUCCAAUGUCACCGUUCGCGAUGUUACUCUCCAGAACACCUUGACUGGGGUGAGAAUCAAAACAUGGCAGGGAGGCUCAGGCUCAGUCCAAAACAUCAUGUUCUCAAACAUUCAAGUUUCUGAUGUAAAAACUCCAAUAAUGAUUGAUCAAUUCUAUUGUGAUGGUGGAAAGUGUCGUAAUGUAACAUCAGCUGUGGCAGUAUCAAGUAUACAUUAUACAAAUGUACAUGGAACUUACACUAAAGAACCUAUUUAUUUUGCAUGUAGUGAUAGCUUACCUUGUAAAGGUAUAACCCUUGAUACAAUAAAGCUUGAAUCAAGCCAAAACUCCAAUGUUCCUUUUUGUUGGAAAGCAUAUGGUGAAUUGAAAACUGAAAUUGUUCCUCCUGUUGAUUGUCUUCAAAGAGGGAAUCCAUCAAGUGGUGGAAUCACUUCUAACAAAGAAAGUUCUUGCUGAAUUUAAUAAUCAUCGACACUUCAGAUUAAAAAUUUGUUUAGGAUCUGACACUUGUGUCAGUGUUUGGCAUCGGCAAAUGUUUUAUAUAUUCAAUUCUUUAUUUUCUUAAAUAGUAUCAGUGUCAAUGUGGUGUUUGGUGUCUAUAUGCUUCAUAGAUAUUAUAUUCAAAGGAUUAUCGUAUAAUAUAUAGGUUAUAUAUAGAAAAUUGUUAUCUUGAUUUCCAAUUCAUUGUGUUGGGGAAAUUAAGAUUAUAGUAUACAUAUAAGAAGUUGUUAUUUUGAUUUCUAAAUUAGUUUAUGUUUAAUGUAAUGUUGGGUGACAGAUUAAGAUUAUAUUAGACUUUAUGAUUUGCAAAUAACAUUUUUAUUUAAAAUUAUGUCGUUUCACAAACAUUUAUCAUAUGCGUUGUACUUACAGGAUACACAAUUUUACCA
Molecule: messenger RNA, 1784 nt
Organism: Medicago truncatula (barrel medic)
Lineage: Eukaryota; Viridiplantae; Streptophyta; Magnoliopsida; Fabales; Fabaceae
Product: polygalacturonase At1g48100
Exons: 6
Coding region: 73-1350 (425 amino acids)
Biological process (GO): carbohydrate metabolic process
Molecular function (GO): polygalacturonase activity
Source: RefSeq, a predicted model, not a curated record